GGCCGAUCCGCAGGCAGCGGAUCUUUCUGUGUGUUUUGUUCCGGGGGAAUUUUAUUAUAUUUUUCAUUCCACGAGAAAAAAAAAAAGAGAGGCGUGAUAAUUUUAAUUCAUCUUAAUAUGACAAAUAAUUAAGUUAUAUCAAUGAUCUUCCUGCAUCAUUCACAUUAUUGUGGAUGUUGCUUUUUAAGCCUCCAAUUUACAAGGCGAGUAUGACCACAUGUGUUUUAUUACAGAUUUUGCGGUCUCGCGACUGGCGGUUAAUUCGACUAUGUUUACGGUGAUUAAUUUUCUAAUAAAAAAUUUGUAUCACAUCUGAGAUUAGUGUUUGAAAUGUGUUAAGUGAUUGAUUUUUGUUUAGAGAUGAUUCAAUUGGAAAUUAUCAGAAUUAGACUACAUAUCUUUUUUAGGGUCUAGAAUUAAAAUAAGAAUUUUUUUUUUGGUAACAUAGAAGAUGAUCGUGUUUAUAACUUCUUUGGAGUUAUUUUUUCCGUGAAAUUUGGAGAAUUGUGAAUGCAAGGAAUCGAUAAUUUUGCCAAAAACAUCCCGCGUGGAAAAUUAAAAUCCGUAUAUACAAUAAAAAGUUGAUGAAUUCGAUAUUGAGAAUUGGUGAAACAAUUUUGAUAACGGAUUUUUUAUGGUUAUUAGAAUGCAAUUGGAAAAUAUAGUGUGAACUAAAGUGUAUAUAAUCAAAAGUGAGAUCGAUGAACCCGGAACUUGAUUUUGGUUCAUAUCGACUAAAUGCAAUCAAGCAGUGACCUCGUGUGUUUGUAUCGUGGUAUUGCCAAUGCUUUCCUCAGUCAUCAUAGUGUAUCGACUAAACGUCUUGCUUUGAUUGGGUUACAUAAUUAAUUAAUUACAUUUACGCUGGUACCGUGUAUAGACCUUGCAUAAAUCAACCACCAAUCAAGCCAGGGGGAGGAUUGUGGGAAGCUAUUUCGAUAUAGUUAAUACAGGCCUUCAUUAUCAAUGCACUUUCAAGGAAUGAUCAACAGACGUCUAUUGUUGCUGUGGAUGUGGUGUGUUUUUGAAAAAGUAAAAAUGCAAAGUGACAAUUUAAGUGUUUGGUAAUGAGUGAACGAUUUGUUAAUAAAUUUUAAUCGGAUCUUGAAAUUGAAACUGUUGCUCAGAAAUCGUAUUGCUUGCACAAGAGUGAAAAUCUAUCAAGGAGUAAGAAUGAUGUUCGCGAGUGUUAGUGCAAUGGAUAACGUGAAAGAUUGGCAGUCAUUUAGGAGGACCUUCAUUCUAUUUUGGCUGUUUGUUUUUACGGUUGGAGCAUCAGCGGCUGGUACACUGGAAAAGCUACAUGAAGAGCAUGUACGAGAAUUCAGCUGUGGGAUGCUGUACUACAGAACUCUUUACCUGGACAGUAAAAGGGAUGUUCUCUACGUUGGAGCAAUGGACAAGGUCUUCAGGCUCAACCUGAGUAAUAUCAGCCAUUCCAACUGCGAGAGAGAUGCUCUUAACCUGGAACCAAGCAAUGUUGCAAAUUGCGUUUCGAAAGGCAAAUCAGAGCACUUUGAUUGUCGAAAUCAUAUUCGAGUGAUACAACCAAUAGGAGAUGGAAAUCGUUUUUAUGUUUGUGGUACAAAUGCUCAUUCACCAAAGGAUUGGGUGAUUUACAGCAAUCUCACUCAUUUGCCUAGAAACGAGUUUGUACCAGGUGUGGGAACAGCCAUUGCGAAGUGUCCUUACGACCCUGCGGACAACUCGACAGCAAUUUGGGUCGAAAGGGGAAAUCCAGGAGAUUUGCCAGCUCUUUAUUCUGGCACCAAUGCGGAAUUUACUAAAGCUGAUACUGUUAUUUUCCGAACGGAUCUCUACAAUUUGACGACAGGUAGAAAGGGCUUCAAUUUCAAGAGAACGAUCAAGUACGACUCGAAAUGGUUGGACAAACCUGAUUUUGUUGGUUCCUUUGACAUUGGACAACAUGUAUUCUUUUUCUUCCGUGAAACCGCAGUCGAGUACAUCAAUUGUGGUAAGAGUGUCUAUUCUCGUGUAGCUAGACUAUGUAAAAAAGACACUGGAGGAAAAAAUAUUCUCGGGCAAAAUUGGGCGACCUACUUAAAGGCAAGAUUGAAUUGCUCAAUUCCUGGCGAAUUUCCUUUCUACUUCAAUGAAAUUCAGAGUGUAUACAAGGUGCCAGGUGAUGAUACACAUUUUUAUGGAACUUUUACAACAUCGACAAAUGGUUUAAUGGGUUCAGCGAUAUGUUCAUUUCAUAUUGAUGCAAUACAAGAUGCCUUCCGUGGGAAAUUUAAGGAACAGGCAACCAGUAGCAGUGCGUGGCUUCCUGUUUUGCCAAACAAAGUUCCUGAGCCAAGACCUGGCCAAUGCGUCAAUGACACGGAAACACUUCCCGAUACAGUUCUAAAUUUCAUUAGGUCACAUCCGCUUAUGGACUCGGCGAUAUCGCACGAGAAUGAAAAGCCCGUUUUCUACAAGAGGGACGUUAUGCUUACUCGACUUGUGGUCGAUAAACUUCGUAUCGAUUUUGUUGGAAUGGAUUUGGACUAUACGGUUUAUUACGCUGGCUCCAGUGACGGACGAGUUCAUAAAGUGGUUCAAUGGGUCGACAGCAAUGGUGACUCACAAUCGAUUCUCUUGGAUGUCUUCGAUGUUACUCCCGGUGAGCCAAUUCAAGCAAUGGAAAUAUCGAAGGAACACAAAGCAAUCUACGUGGCGUCUGAUCAUCGAAUAAAGCAAAUCGAUUUAGUCAUGUGUUCUCGUCGCUAUGACAAUUGUCUACGUUGUGUUCAUGAUCCUUAUUGCGGUUGGGAUAAGGAUACAAAUACCUGCAAACCCUAUGCACCAGGACUUUUACAGGAUGUCUCGAAUAGUACGGCAGAUGUUUGCGACAGUAGUGUUGGUAAACGAAGACUUGUAGUGACAUGGGGUCAAUCGGUGCAUCUUGGUUGUUUUGUAAAGAUGCCCGAGGUUCUUGAAAAUCAAGAAGUUAGAUGGUAUCAUUAUAGCAAAGAGAAGGGAAGAUAUCAAAUAACAUACAAAUAUGGCUCGGGUGGUGAAAAAUUCAUCGAAACAUCAGAAAAAGGAUUGGUAAUUGUUGGUGUUAAUGAUCAGGAUGCAGGAAGGUACGACUGCUGGCUCGGAGGUGCUCUUCUUUGCUCCUAUAAUAUUACAGUAGACGCUCACAGAUGUUCGGCACCUGCUAAAUCAAAUGACUAUCAAAAGAUUUACUCGGAUUGGUGUCACGAAUUUGAAAAGUACAAGUCAGCCAUGAAGAGUUGGGAAAAGAAACAAGCGCAAUGCGCAUCAAGGCAAAACGACAGCAACCAAAAUCUACAUACAAACGAAGUAUAUGGAACGCCUCUAGUGUGAUGAAGUCGAGCGCUAGAUCCGUCGUCGAUUCGAGAUGACGACUCGAUAAUCCGUAUAAGCAUCCUACCGGCGAAUCAUUGUCCAAGUGUAUUCGAAUCGAGUGGUUUGGUACUUGCAGCUACGUUUAUCAUCGUCUCUUACGACCGGACAUUCGCUAAGUAAAUUGAAUGAAAAAAAAAAAAAAAAAAAUUAGUCAAUAAGAAAAAUAAACGAAUGUUCACUUGGAGUCAAGUGCCACGGUGCUCGGAACAUUUCCUCGCGUUUAAAGGCUAUAUAUUCUUUGUUUCUCGGAUAGGUUUUCAUUUUCUUUUUGUAUUCGCUUAAAUUUGUAAAUAUAUAUCUUUUUUGAGGUCUACAAUUUUACACGGGGAGACUUCGCUUCGGCAACGAUGCGCGAGCACCAGUGGAUGCCAAAGUAAGUGUUCUUAAGGGCAGAAGGCAGAGAAGACAUUGAUCUUUAAAAGCAAUAUAUCAACGUUUCCUCAUCGCUAAAAAAAAAAAAAAAAAAAAAAACACGGGACGUAAAUGUUUUUUUCUGAGACCUGUGAUAUGAAUAAUAAUAUAAUUUAGCGAUUAGAAAUCGUUGACUAAUGAUUUUAAAGGAUGUCCUGCUGGAGCCCUCUCUCGGAGAGAAACAAGGCAGAAAACAAUCAUGAUUGCGUGAUUUCCCCGGGAAUGUCUCGUAUAUUACGUAUUAAAAAAAAAUAUAUAGAUUUAAGAGUUAGUAAUUCUUAAUAAGCGGCAAGAAAUCGUGGUUACUUAAGACGAGCACCGAACGUCUCGGACUAAAUCACAGAGGUUACAUAUGAGAUUAUGAAUUCGUUAAAAAUGCGCGACGGUUGACUCCCUCGAUUUCCACUCUCUACUUUGAAAUUAAUUUUUAUUUCUAAUCAAAACUCGCGGGCUGAGUGUUGGAUUCUUUUUUAUUACAGUCGCGCUUCCAUUUUUCCCUUUAAUCGUAUUUUUUUGUCCCCCUCACGAAAUCGAGAUUAAUUUAAAAAAUUUUGUUUUGUCUCAGAAUUGACCAUAAAUACUCGAAGGUGCUACACACGGAUUUCAAUAUCGAAGUAAUUUAAAAUAAAUACUGAGCCCUACAGAAUUGAAUCGAUUUUUGACAUUUUCAAAAUUAGACUCUUAUGGGCGUCUCAAAAUUUUGUACAUAUAACGAAUCAACGAUUCACGUGUACACUUUGUAGCUAACUUUAAAUAUUUAGUGUAGAUUCAUGUUCGCUUAUUAGUUCUUGAUGAGUUCGACUAAUAUGGUCGUAUCUCGCAAAAUUACUAAGUGAACCAAAUGCGAUUAUUCCGCAACUUUGCUGGAUUAAGAUAAUAAUCCUAGUGGAAUCAUCUUAAUAUUAAUUUACUUUGAUCACUCUUCUUCAAUUUUAAAUUCCAAUAAAUUUGCAAAACACCUGCAUUUUGACAAUUUUUAUGAUGAAAGAGUGAUGAAUGUAAAUUAAUUUAAGGGAAUUUUUGCUAAGGAAAGUAGAGAGGUCAUGACACCUUUCUCUGUGAAAAGUUUUUCAUUUCAAUAAUAACAAAAAGCAGUGAUAGUUGAUUCUUGCCCAUUUUUUUUGGUUUUUCUUUCAUUUUGUAAAUAAUUAUUAAAAAAAAGCGUGCCAUUCGGAGGCACAUUGAUUUUUUUUCCGGCGCUCGGUAGAAUUUUCGUCCGCGCAGAGCGUUUUUCGGGCGAUCGAGGGUACAUAUACAAUGUCUAUAUUCUAGGAAUUAUGUAAUUCGUUAAGUUCUGUACAAAGACGUUCUCCAAUAUGAAUUAACAUAAGAUUUAAUUUUAUACUUCGAUAGUUUACGGUGCGUGCAGCUGUUAAUUAAAUUGAAUGAAUGUUAAACGAAAAAUGAAUGACUAUAGAAUAAAUGUGUUAUAAAAACAAAAAUUAAUUGGUAAACUAUGUACUUAUUACGAGCUUCAAACAAGUAUUGAAUAGUAUUAUCACCUAAGGUAAGAAUCGAUUUUUAUUUAAGGACUUUAGUGCGCAAAUAGGGCCAGCAGUCACCGUCGUGUAUAAUUUGCCUCUAAUCAAUUUUUUGAUAGAGGAAUUAUGAAAUUAAUUUUUUUUCUCGAUAUACCCUUAUUAAAAGAUUCAUUAACAAAAAAAAAUUCAAUGACUGAAAUUUUAAAGAGAACUAGAAAAUUGCGCGUGAUUAAAAAUAGAAAUGAAAUAUAAAUAUAAAUCCUUACAAUAGCGGAUAUUUUAGGACUUGGAAAGAUUCUCUAUAAGGGCGCUCUGGGGAUUCUGAUAAUUUCCGUUUGAAUUCCGACUGGAAUAUCUGAUUAAGUUGCGCCAGGUUUUUAAAUAUCAAUUUUUUUUUAAAACAAUUGAAUUUGUUUUACUAUUUAUUUGAAACAUCGUUCAUUACGUGGUUUAUUGUUUACCUGAUUAAAUUGCGCCAGGUUAUUAAAUAUCAAUUUUUUCCAAAACAAUUGAAUUUGUUUUACUAUUUAUUUGAAACAUCGUUCAUUACGUGGUUUAUUGUUUACCUGAUUAAAUUGCGCCAGGUUAUUAAAUAUCAAUUUUUUUUCAAAACAAUUGAAUUUGUUUUACUAUUUAUUUGAAACAUCGUUCAUUACGUGGUUUAUUGUUCACCUGAUUAAAUUGCGCCAGGUUAUUAAAUAUCAAAUUUUUUUCAAAGUCAAGAUAAAAUUGGAAUUUUAAAAAUAAAUACUCGGUGUGUGCUAACAACUCAUGAGAUUAGAAGUGAAUGAGAGUAAUAAUUAUCUUACAAUUGUGCACGCAUAUAUAAAUAUUUAUGAACUGACGUAAUCUAUGAAAGGUUUUUUGCGUAAAGUGAAAAUUUAACGAAUCAAUACUAGAUGACGGAUUUGGUCAGCUGCCCUGUUCACUUUUUUUAAAAUCUUCAAAUUUUUAUGAUUCUAAUUGCGCUAAUAAAGUGAUCAAAUCAGAUCAUCAAGUCCGCCCUCUAAUUAUAUUAAAAAAUAAAAAAAAAUAAUUAAGACACAUUAUGAUCCAUAUAGCUGAGAGCUCAGCAUGCAAAUUUUUGUUAUUAUAUAUCGUCAUCAUAUAUAUAAAAAAAAGAAUAUUCCAAAAUAAAAAUUUGUAAAUUUAAAAAAUAAAGGAAGACAAUUCCAAAUUGAAUAUCCUUCACUCUUUUGAAUGUUGAGCUUUCAGAUUGGUCGAUGUGAUUAAAGAAAGCAAUCUCUAAGAUGAACCCUAAUGUUGUUAGACCUAUUAUUUAUAAGAUUACUAAAUACUGUAUGUUAUUUCCUGAGCGGUUGGCGCAACGGAAUGUUGGAUUAUCCCCCGCAGACUAUUGCUAUCGAUCGUUUUUAAGCAGGGUAUUUCUUUCAAAUUGUGGUAUAUCGAUUUACUAUUUUAGCUAAAUUAUAUAUAAAUUUCAAAUCGACUGAUAAUUUUUUUUUUAACAUAAUAAACGAAUGUUUUAUUAUUGAAAAAUUAAUUAAAAUUACGAAAAUUGGUUAAAUUUUUAAAGAGCGUCGGUGUAAAUUAAAUUUUUAUUCCGUAGCGCCAAUCGAAAACAAAUUAGGCUAGCUCGGUUAGUGUGCGCGGUAUGAUCAACAUGAUAUAAAUAUAUAAAAAAAAAUGGUUUACUGCCGUGAGAUAAAGAUGACUUAUUACGAUAAAGAUGAAAGAAUAUAGCUGAUAACGACUUAUUAAAUAUAUCAUUAGGACUAGCCGACAAUUGUCUUUAAAGAUUUUGUUGAUAUCGUUUUCUUUUUUUUUUUCAAAGACACAUUUUAUUUUAUCUUCAUCCCAAUAGGGUUGCAAUAUAAAUUUAAAAUAUUGAUUAAAUUCUCGUUUAACUUGUCUUCUUACUUCCUUUCACUCCCCCCCACCCACUUUAUUAUUUAAAUUUUUUUUUUUGUUCUUCAUCAGCAUUUAUCAUCCAAGAUGGAGAUCAUCUAAGUACCAAAAUUGAAUAAAGAGAGAACGAGGGAUUUUUACGUUAUAUAACUGAUAAUUCACACCGUGGCACUCCUCCUUAUCGAUCGAACAUAUUUUUUGUUCAUCCUCAACAUCGUUUCGUUGAGGAUUCACAAAAUCGUGAUUCAUGAAAUCCGAAGCACUCGACAUUCCGUGCACGGGAAUUCAAUUUUGUUCGAUCGCAAAGGAUGUCUCACAUCGCUCAAAAGAGAAAAACCUUCCAUCGAAAUGCAGCGCGCACUUGUCAUGCGUUAUUUGCUCGUGCGUUUGACUGAAAUCUUACAGAAAAAAAAAAUUAUUGAACGGUGUGAUAAAUGCCAAUUGACCAAGAACAUUAUAAUCGCUCACAUAUCGCGAUGACUAAAACGAAUAGGUAAUGAAUUUUCAAAUAGAAAUACGAAUUCAUUUUUACGAUUUUAAUAGUUUACAUAUAUAUAUAUAAAUAGAUAUGAAAGUGGAGUUCUUUCAAUUGGAGAAAAAUUUUAAUUUUGCAAUUUCUUUUUUGCUAUUAGUAUUCAUUUACUUUUUUUUCCCCUAUUUUGGUUUUAAUACUCGUUUCUCUUUUACUCUCACUUUCUUUACCCUUUUACUUUUUCAAUUUAAUUUUACUGUUCUUUUUUUCUGCUUUUACUUUUCACCUUGAUUUUUCUAAUAUUUGUAUUCUUAUUAAAUACGGAUUUUUUUUAACCCUUUAUAGAAUAAAAAGAAAAAGAGAAAACAGUAUUCAAAGACAAUUUCCAUCUGAUUUCACAUUCAUGUACAUUUUUUUAUUUUGUCAUUAUUAUGCGACAUUCAUAUUCUUUUUUAAUUAUCGACAAAAUAAUGAUGCAACGAGUAUUUUUCAUUUUGAAAAUAUCUUGCAUUAAGAGACCCUUUUUAGAUAUUCCUCUACUACCUAAACAUCCAAUCGCUAUUUUUAUCAAAAAAAAAAAAAAAAAAAAACAUGUUAAAAAUCUUUAAUAGUUAUCCAUUGUUCACUAUUGCUAUAAUAAAGUUUUGCUUUAAUAAAUGA
Molecule: messenger RNA, 8271 nt
Organism: Leptopilina boulardi
Lineage: Eukaryota; Metazoa; Arthropoda; Insecta; Hymenoptera; Figitidae
Gene: Sema2a
Product: semaphorin-2A
Exons: 13
Coding region: 1174-3336 (720 amino acids)
Biological process (GO): neural crest cell migration; negative chemotaxis; negative regulation of axon extension involved in axon guidance
Molecular function (GO): chemorepellent activity; semaphorin receptor binding
Source: RefSeq, a predicted model, not a curated record